This is a messenger RNA of Elgaria multicarinata webbii, 2093 nucleotides long. It is a transcript of the gene CEP72, whose product is annotated as centrosomal protein 72. Gene Ontology annotation, molecular function: protein binding. Lineage: Eukaryota; Metazoa; Chordata; Lepidosauria; Squamata; Anguidae. Bases 10 to 1872 code for a protein of 620 amino acids. The transcript is spliced from 14 exons. The record is from RefSeq and is a predicted model, not a curated record.
UUGAAAACGAUGGCCGCGGAUGGGGCGCCGCUGACGGAGGGAGAUGUUCGAGAGAGAGUCAGCCUGAGGCACCAGAAUCUCGCUCAUGUCCGGUCAUUGUCCCUUCCUGGAACUUAUCAUGAAAAGAUAACUCAUUUAGGAAUUUCCUUGAAAAAUUUUGUUCGCCUGAAAUCUCUUGAUCUCUCACGCAAUGCAUUGACUUCCUUGGAGGGUCUUGAACAUCUCACGUACUUAGAAAAGCUCAAUCUCUACUUCAAUUAUAUUUCCACAUUGUCAGAAGUGUUUCGACUCCACGCUUUAACAGCACUCAAAGAUGUGGAUCUCCGGUUGAAUCCUGUUGUUAAAAAUGAAUCAGAUUAUCGUCUUUUUGUUGUACACAUGCUUCCUAAUCUCAGGCAGUUGGAUGAUCGUCCUGUGAGAGACAGUGAACGAAAAGCAUCCCUUUUGCAUUUCACUACAGAUCAUGCUUAUAAAUUCAAGAAGCCUUCAGUUGUACCAGAAGAGACGGCAACAGGAAGAUCUGUCCAUCCAAGAGUUGUGCAUGUUAACACCAUGUCAAAAAAGUGCUUGUUGAUGGAUGCAGAUGAUGAAGCAGUCCUAAACCUCGUUGCCAAGUGUGAAUGGGACCUAAGUAAGCCUCCAGGAGUAACUGGAUCAUCUAAAAGAGUCCCAGCGGUUGAAUUUCAUGAUUUAAACAAUAUUUAUAGAAUGGAAAAGAAUACAGGGAGGCACUCGAGGUCUUCUGUCUCCCCACCACAUUACGUCUUAAUGCAAAAGCCACAAGAACACAUGCUCAAGGAUGCUAUAUCAGAAAAUAGAAAUGUGUUGAAAGCACGAGAACUGGAUAGAGAAUAUAGAAUUGCCCAAGGCGUCUUUGGUCAAGGGCCUGAGAAAAGGAAAAUUGACAGUGGAGUUUUAUUGUUAGGCACUCCAUCGAAAGAACUGCCCACGAAACAUUCUAAUUUGAAGUUCCAGGAUAAGGCUAAAGGGUCUGAAAAAAUGGCAACCCAUGUUAAUUUUACACCCCAUCCAGGCCCACCAGAAGUGACAACAGGACCUACUCAGAAGGAACCUCAUCAGAAGAAGAUAUAUAGUAAAGAUGGCAAACCUCAAGGAGCAAUCCAGUUGGAAAAUAAAGUACUAUGUGAAGGAAAACCCAUAGAACAACUUUUAGAUUUGGUUGACAAGCACUGGACUGGCAGCAAAUCACUCCAUAAGAAUGAGAUUUUUUUAUCUCAGGCAGAAACUAUUUUGUCUGCAAUUCAGAAACCUGUGCCAACAGAUCAACAGAAACCUUCUCCUUCAGAGACUCAAGAGCUGAAUAAGCUUCUUUUAGAGAACAAAACUUUACAAACAAGUAUUUCUGAGCAAAAGCAACAGUACAAUGACCAGGUUAAUUUUCUGAAGGCAGACUUGGAUAGUACUAAGAAAGAUAUGGAUACAAUGAAGCAGAAAUUAGAUAAAUUAUUGGAAGAAAAUGCAGCCUUGAGAGUGCAGAAUUCUAAAUUGGAACAAGACAUCCAGAGUAACACGGCACCAUUACAAAUCACCAAGCUUGAAACGCAGAACAAGCAGUUAACAGAUGAGAAUGCUAGUUUGAAGCAACGUCUUGAGAACUUUAACAAGAUGCAGGAGCUCACAGAGAUGUUACAGGAAAGCCACAGGACGUUGGUUUCUACCAAUGAGCGUCUUUUAAAAGAACUGGAUGAGACACGUUCAAAACAUAAGACUGAGGUGGAACAGCUAAACUGGAACUACAAUCAAUUAAAGAAAACAAUGGAUGCACCACCACCUGCUCCUGCUCCUGCUCCUAUUCUUGCUCCCAGUCUCACUCCUGCUCCUCCAAGCAAUGUGAAUAACAACAGGUGGUAGUAAAGGAAAUUCUCUGUAAAUGAUUUAAAAGGUGAUUAAUCCUGGGUGUUAUUUACCAACAUGAACCAAUCAUUAAUACUGUGGCCGAUGUCUCUUAUACUAUUGUACUUUAUUAUUUUUUUAAGACGUUUUCCCCAUAGGCUUAUGAGUGUAUGAUUGAAAGAAUUAAACCAUUGAAUGAGUUCAAUGCUGAUUUGAAUGAUGGCAAUGUAUGAGGAAAG